UGAGACAAGCAAGCAACGCCGAGAAGCCUUACCAAGCUUUUCUAGAUUAGAAACACCAGACAUUGCUUUCAAUUUCCUACCUGACCCGAGUUCUCUCCACCAUCUGUCUGAAAAUUAAAGAUGGGAACAGAAGCUGAAACAGUGUGUGUGACAGGUGCAUCAGGCUUCAUCGGAUCAUGGCUAAUUAUGCGACUACUAGAGAAAGGUUAUGCUGUCCGAGCCACCGUCCGAGACCCUGAUAACAUGAAGAAGGUGAAGCAUUUGCUGGAAUUGCCAAAGGCAUCAACCCACUUGACUUUAUGGAAAGCUGACCUUUCUGUAGAGGGGAGUUAUGAUGAAGCAAUUCAAGGGUGCACAGGAGUGUUCCAUGUUGCCACUCCCAUGGAUUUUGAGUCCAAGGACCCCGAGAACGAGGUGAUCAAGCCAACAAUCAACGGAGUACUGGACAUCAUGAGAGCAUGUGCCAAUUCAAAAACAGUUAGAAAGAUAGUAUUCACGUCAUCUGCAGGAACUGUGGAUGUUGAAGAAAAGAGAAAACCAGUGUACGAUGAAAGCUGCUGGAGUGAUUUGGACUUUGUUCAGAGUAUAAAAAUGACUGGAUGGAUGUAUUUCGUGUCCAAGACUUUAGCAGAGCAAGCUGCAUGGAACUUUGCUAAAGAGAAUAACCUGGAUUUUAUCAGCAUCAUACCAACUCUUGUUGUUGGCCCAUUUAUCAUGCAAUCAAUGCCACCAAGUCUCCUGACAGCACUUUCACUGAUCACUGGAAAUGAAGCUCAUUAUGGGAUUUUAAAGCAGGGACAUUAUGUGCACUUGGAUGACCUCUGCAUGUCUCACAUCUUUUUGUAUGAGAAUCCAAAAGCAGAGGGCCGCUACAUCUGCAACUCGGAUGAUGCUAACAUUCACGAUCUUGCUAAAUUACUCCGAGAAAAAUACCCAGAAUACAAUGUCCCUGCUAAGUUCAAAGAUAUUGAUGAGAAUUUGGCGUGUGUUGCUUUCUCAUCCAAAAAGCUGACGGACUUGGGUUUUGAGUUCAAAUACAGCUUGGAGGACAUGUUCGCAGGUGCUGUGGAAACAUGCAGAGAAAAGGGACUAAUUCCCCUUUCUCAUAAGAAACAAGUCGUCGAGGAAUGCAAAGAAAAUGAAGUGGUCCCUGCGUCCUGAUUGUUCCACGGUCCCGUUAUUCCAUAACUAGACGAAUGCCAAUCGCACAAGCUAUACACUACAAAUAAUUGUGGUCUUUGACCUUGGAUUUGCCGCCGACGGCUUUCGCACCAUGAUAGUGGUGUAAGGUUAUUGCCCACUUAAUGGCCUGUUUUAUGUGCUUUGUUUCUCAAAUUAUGUUCAUCGUUGGCUUUGAACAAUUUACUAUAUUGUACCUUUUAAUUGAAUUAUGAUUAAAAAUAAAAGACAAAUAAAAACCUUUUUGUCGUUUGCA
Messenger RNA from Populus nigra (black poplar), 1435 nucleotides. Its product is annotated as dihydroflavonol 4-reductase-like. NCBI's taxonomy places the organism in Eukaryota, Viridiplantae, Streptophyta, Magnoliopsida, Malpighiales, Salicaceae. The record is from RefSeq and is a predicted model, not a curated record. Gene Ontology annotation, molecular function: dihydroflavanol 4-reductase activity. The coding region runs from base 121 to 1161 and encodes 346 amino acids. The transcript is spliced from 6 exons. Gene Ontology annotation, biological process: anthocyanin-containing compound biosynthetic process.